GUGUUCAACAUCUGCUAAGUAUAUUGUGUGUUGUAUGUGUUGCUUUGCAAUGGCAAACUUCGAGCGGAAACUCCUCUGGAACUGGAACCUCGGCUUCUCCUCCCUCAGGCGCUGGGCCUGGUGGACGUGCAGAUGGGCGUGCAGCGGCGCCGGCUGCAGCACCUGACCAACACCUGCCUGGCCCACCCUGAGCUCGCCGUCCGACAGCACCUUACCCUCGUGUGGGGCAGCGAUCGCUCGCCUCCCACUGUAUACUGUCCCAUCUACAAGGCGGCGUCGACAACAUGGUUCGUGUACUUCCUCCGACUCGCUCACGUGAACGACAACAAUCCCAUUCUGGCUCUAUACAACGAGACAGAGCGGGAGAAGAAGAAGUACAUGCCUCGAUUUGGCGGCGGACACCGACGCGUGUUCGAGGAGUUCCGAGCCCCCAACGCCUCGUGGGAGAAGCACAAGGUGUUCCGCAAGGCUCUUCGCUUCAUCGUGGUCCGGCAUCCCUUCGCCAGGUUGCUCUCCGCAUAUCGGGACAAGAUACAGCGUAGCGACCCACGCCCAUUCAUGGCGUACUUUAAGGACCUGCAGCGAGCUAUCAUUGCCAAGUACCGCCCUACCAACAGCACUGAAGCCUCCGCCACGCCCACAUUCCCCGAGUUCAUUGAGUACUUGAUCGAUUCCACCGCGAACCUGACGACUGCCCAAGACUGGACCGUUAACACGGUGUGCUGGACGCCGUACUGGGUGCAGUGUGGCGUCUGCGCCUCCGAUUACCAGGUCGUGGUCAAGCUGGAGACGAUGGCGGAGGACGAGCAAUUUCUGGCGCAUGUGGCGGACCUGAAGGAGAUCCAGAAAGUGCACGAGUGGAGGAACCUGAAGAAGUUUGCGGUCUCGUCCGUGGACCUGGUGCCGGAGUAUUACAAGAAGAUAACAAAGAAACAAAUAUAUUUGUUAUAUGAGAGAUUUAAACUCGAUUUCCACUUGUUUGAUUACACAAUCGAUGAGUACUUGGACUACGCUUUGGAAAACUAGUAUAUCGGAGAAUUUAAUAAAAACAUUAAGAAUA
Molecule: messenger RNA, 1060 nt
Organism: Penaeus chinensis
Lineage: Eukaryota; Metazoa; Arthropoda; Malacostraca; Decapoda; Penaeidae
Product: carbohydrate sulfotransferase 10-like
Exons: 5
Coding region: 133-1026 (297 amino acids)
Biological process (GO): carbohydrate biosynthetic process
Cellular component (GO): membrane
Molecular function (GO): sulfotransferase activity
Source: RefSeq, a predicted model, not a curated record